This is a messenger RNA of Psammomys obesus (fat sand rat), 1288 nucleotides long. Its product is annotated as vomeronasal type-2 receptor 116-like. Lineage: Eukaryota; Metazoa; Chordata; Mammalia; Rodentia; Muridae. The record is from RefSeq and is a predicted model, not a curated record. Gene Ontology annotation, biological process: G protein-coupled receptor signaling pathway. Gene Ontology annotation, molecular function: G protein-coupled receptor activity. Gene Ontology annotation, cellular component: membrane.
AUGCUCUUGAUUUUUAUUCUCUGGCUCCUGCAAAUUUCCAGUCUUGUGUGUGCCUAUAGCUAUGAUGAGUGCUACUACAGAAUCAAAGAAGAUUUUCACCGUGAAGGAGGUGUGGUUAUUGGUGCAUUUUUCCCAAUUCAUAUAUUCUACACAGGCAACAAAGUUCCACAUCCAUAUCUGCCACACUAUUUUAAGGAUAUUUACUUACGGUAUAAGAACUACCAGUUUCUUCUGGCUCUGGUGUUUGCCAUUGAGGAGAUGAACAGGAAUCCCCAUCUUUUACCCAACAUAUCUCUGGGAUUUGAUUUCUACAAUAUUCCAUACAAUGACACACACAUUUUAGUGAAUGUCCUCAUUUGGCUCACAGGGCUGAGCAAUCCUUUUUGUAAUUACAACCGUAGAAAAAGGAGCAAGACAGCUGCUGUGCUUACAGGAACAUCACCCGCAACUUCUGCCUACAUUGGCACACUGCUGCAACUCUACAAAUUCCCACAGCUUACAUUUGGGCCUUUUGAUUCUACAUUGAGUGAACAAGGUAACUUUAACUUUCUCUAUCAGAUGGCUCCCAAAGACACAUCUCUUUCACUUGCCAUUGUCUCUUUGAUGCUUCAUUUCAACUGGAACUGGGUUGGUCUGUUCCUUCCAGAUGACCACAGAGGGUCUCAAAUACUAACAGAUUUAAGACAAAAGAUGGAGAGUAAUAAAAUGUGCAUAGCUCUUGUGGAAAUAAUCCCAAGGACCUGGACUUCAUUUUUCAAUAAAUUCUGGAAAAAUAUAGAGAAGGUUUAAGAAUCAUUGGCCAAUGUUAUCAUCAUUUUUGGUGACAUUGAUUCUUUACACGGUUUAAUGCGAAAUCGGGCAACAUGGAAAGUCUGGGUCAUGAACUCUCAGUGGGAUGUUACCAACCAUGCUGAUUAUUUCCUAUUAAAUGCAUUCCAUGGGAGUAUUAUCUUUUCACACCACCAUGAGCAGAUUGUUGAAUUUACUGAUUUUAUUAGAACAGUUAGUCCUUACAAAUACCCAGAAGACAAUCAUCUUCCCAAGUUGUGGUUUUUGUUCUUCAAAUGUUCAUUUUCUCAACUUGACUGCAAACUUUCAGAAAACUUCGAACCCAAUGCCUCCUUGGAAUUCUUGCCUGGACACAUCUUUGACAUGGCCAUGCAUGAAGAGCGUUACAAUACAUACAGUGCUGUACAAAUGGUGGCCCACAGUCUCCACGAGAUGAAUCUUCAACAAGUUCAAAGGCAACCAUAUGCAAGUUGUGAAGAAAUGCAUUUUUUUUCUCCUG